GUCUGCGGAGCUAUUCGUAGACAUUGCUGCCAACCGCGGCUCGGGGCUGCCUGCGAGCUCAACGCAGCCGGUGCAAUAUUCAAACACAAGCCUUAUAAAGUAGCGACAGAAUGUGGUCACAGUUGCUGGCACAAUUACGCGUAAAACUAACAAGGAGAGUGAGCGGCGUGCAGAUGGGGAGUAGACUGGUUUAAAAAGACAAAAAUGACAUGAUGAUGAUGAUGCAGCUGAGUUAUUGACGCACGGAUGCUUUUUUCUUUUUUUCAACUUUGAUUUGUUGUUGAGCUGAAUAACAAACAACAUGCCCCACGCUCGAAAUAGGAACCCAAGCCCCAUCCCGGAGGUAACAUGGGACACGGGACUCAAAGAGAUGAACGAGACCUGGAAAGGGGCUAUUGCUUGUCUGGGGGUAGCUGUCUUCUUCGUAAUGACCAUCGGGAUCAUUUACUGGCAAGUGGUGGACCAGCCCAACAAGAACUGGAUCCUCAGGGGGACUUUCAGUGGACUCAUCUGGGAGAGGAGAACCCACUCUCUGGUCAUACAGACUCUGACCGAGGACAGGACCUACGUGGAGAUAGACGUGGGAAACGUAGGGAAUCCCGACAUCGAGGUCCCAUUCGUGAGGAACCUGUGCUGGUUGAACAAAACCGAGUUCUGCUACACAUGGGACUCGGUGGCCGAGGUGAAGAUCUCGCUGGAGGUUAACGAGGAUGCAGAGACUGAGUGUUACAGCAUGGCCUGGACGCCGGUGCACUGUCAUGUGGAGCUGAAGGACUGCUUCUCCAUGGCCAAUGUCUCCUGGUACGGCGGUGCAAGUGUCCAGGGUCAGACCUGGCCAAUUAAUGAUCAGAACAUCACAAUGCAGCCAUACGUGGUCAGCGAUCUGAGGGACACACCAUCUGGAUACGGCUCUCCCCUGGAACGCUUCUUUCUUGGUUCAUCGG
Cyprinodon variegatus (sheepshead minnow) is the source of this 944-nucleotide messenger RNA. Its product is annotated as SITS-binding protein-like. Lineage: Eukaryota; Metazoa; Chordata; Actinopteri; Cyprinodontiformes; Cyprinodontidae. The transcript has 3 exons. The record is from RefSeq and is a predicted model, not a curated record. The annotation marks the transcript as partial.